AUGGGCGCGUCAAGGGGGAACUUAGGGCCUCGUGGAGGGCUGUGUGGAGACGUCUGCGUGAAGUCAUAAAUCCCCCCCCCAAAGGACGCCCACUGCCAAACCCCAAGUCACAACGUUGUCCGGGGCACCUUGAAGGGCUCGUGAAAGGUGGUCUCCUGAGAGGCGCAUCCAAGACGCCGUGAAGCUUGCCAGAGCCUGCACACGGGGACAGGAAUACAUGCUGGUGAAGCUCUGAGAGGAGGGAUUUGAUGGCGAGCGCUUGGGAUGUACAGAACCGCACGGGCUCCUUCAUCCCGGCAGGCCCAGGCUCCGAGGCCAGGCCCCGCGCGAGAGGAGGGGGCGCAGGAGGAGGAGGAGGAGGAGGGGGAGGCGGGCCACGUAAGGAGCGGCCCAAGAGCAGCGCCGGCCCCGAGUCCGCCGACAGCAGGCUCCACCGCAAGGCCCGCUCGGCCAGCCUGGAGGCCGGCACGCGGCCCCGGCGCGGUAGCGCUAGCGGGGAGUCGCCGGAGCCGGGCACGGGGGGGCGCCGGCGGGCGGAGCCCACGCCGGAGGAGGAGCGCGCCGGAGCGGGGGCCGCGUCGGCCCGGCCCGCGCGCAGCAGCGCCAGCGGGGAGUCGUCUGGGCCCGAGAGGCGAGGCGGCGGCGGCAAUGCGGGCCGCCCACGCAGCAGCUGCAGUGGGGAGUCCGCGGGGCCCGGGCGCUCGGGCCGAGAAGUCGCCGUCCUCGUCGUCGGCGUCGCGCCCGCGGUGCCGCCCGCCGAGCAGCGCGAGCGGGGACUCGUCCGGCUUGGAGCAGCGGCGGGAGCCCUCCUCGUCGUCGCCCGAGGUCCUCGAGCCCUCCUGGGCGACGGACGGUGGCGGCGACGACGACGACCCGGCCGCCACCGCGGACGCCUCCGUCACAGCCCUCGCCAGCUUCGGCGAAGACGCACGCAUGCAGUUCGCCAACAGCCGCCUGCACCUCAACGAGGAGGACGAAGAGGAGGAGGAGGAGGAUGAAGAGGAGGAGCCGGAAGAGCUAAAAGAGGAGUGUCACUACGACGUGGGUGCGGUGGCGGCGGCGGCGGCGGCCGCGGCAGACUCCGCGCCGCGUUCGGCCUCAAAUCGCACGGCCGGCGGCAGUCCGGACGGGGCCCGGGCGGCACCGCUGCCACUCCCGGAGGCCAUGGAGAGGGAGUUCGCGGUCGGGAUGCACAUGCAGCGGAACCGCACCUCGGGGGGCUUCCUGGAGGGCCUCUUCGGGUGCCUGAGGCCCGUGUGGAGCAUGCUGGGACGGGCGUACACCACCGAGUACAAGGUGCAGCAGGCAGACGCGUGGGAGGUUCCCUUUGAGGAGAUCUCGGAGCUGCAGUGGCUGGGCAGCGGCGCGCAGGGCGCCGUCUUCCUCGGCAAGUUCCACGGGGAGGACGUGGCCAUCAAGAAGGUGCGCGAGCAGAAAGAAACCGACAUCAAGCACCUGCGCAAGCUCAAGCACCCCACCAUCAUCGCCUUCAAGGGGGUGUGCACCCAGGCUCCCUGCUACUGCAUCAUCAUGGAGUACUGUGCACAGGGCCAGCUGUACGAGGUGCUCCGCGCUGGGCGUAAGAUCACCCCGGAGCUCCUCUACCGGUGGACCACGGGGAUCGCGAGCGGCAUGAACUACCUGCACCUGCACAAGAUCAUUCACCGGGACCUGAAGUCACCCAACGUGCUCAUCACACACGACGACCUGGUGAAGAUCUCGGACUUUGGGACGUCCAAAGAGCUGAUGGACAAAAGCACCAAGAUGUCGUUUGCGGGAACUGUGGCCUGGAUGGCUCCGGAGGUCAUCCGCAAUGAGCCGGUCUCUGAAAAGGUGGACAUCUGGUCUUUCGGCGUGGUUCUGUGGGAGCUGCUCACAGGGGAGAUCCCGUACAGAGACGUCGACUCUUCGGCCAUCAUCUGGGGCGUGGGCAGCAACAGCCUGCACCUGCCUGUGCCCACAUCCUGUCCCGAUGGCUUCAAGAUCCUCCUCACACAAUGCUGGACAGGCAAGCCCAGAAACCGUCCCUCGUUCCGGCAGAUCUUGCUGCACCUGGACAUUGCGUCAGCUGACUUGCUGUCCACACCACAGGAGACGUACUUUCAGUCCCAGGUGGAGUGGCGCGAGGAGGUGAAGAACCACUUUGAGAAGAUCCGGAGCGAGGGGGCGUGCAUCCACAGGCUGGACGAAGAGCUCAUCAAGAGGAGGCGAGAAGAGCUCAGGCACGCUCUGGACGUACGUGACCACUACGAACGCAAGCUGGAGCGAGCCAACAACCUCUACAUGGAGCUGAGCACCAUCAUGCUGCAGCUGGAGGUGCGGGAGAAAGAUCUUGUCAGACGAGAGCAGGUCCUGGAUAAGAAGUACCCGGGCCUCUACAAGCGCCACGGGGACCGGCCCGCCCUCCGCCCCAAUGCUGUGGAGCGCCUCAUCAAGAAGAGGUCAACCACCGGCAAGGGGGCCCAGUACACCCGCAGGCCAGAUCUGCUGCGAGCCGAGGUGAUCUCCCGCAGUCUGGACUCGGUGCCCGUCCACCUGCCCUCCAGCCGCGGCAAGUCCCAGCUGCGCGGAAAACCUCGGCCCAAGCGCCCCUACGGUCGCAGCUGGCACGCCGACUUUGCCUGCAGCCCGAAGACGAGUCCCAUCCGCGAAGACGAUUACGACGACGACGAUGACGACGACGACGAUGACGACGACGAUCGUAAUGCGGACAGCCGCAUUGCUCCUUGUUCCGGGGAGGACACCUCCGACACGCGCCGUGCCGCGCUGCGUUACUUCGGCUCGGGUGCGGCACUCCGGAGCCCCGCGUCGCUGAGGCUGCCCGGCCGGCUGGUCGGCUCCAGCCCCGACCUCAUCUGCUCCGUGUUGGAGUCGGAGGCGCGGCGAGACGCGGCCGCGGGCGAUGGCACCGUGGGACGGGCGGCAGCGGGCUCCUGUCAUUCCUGCGAGUCGCUCAAGAAGAGCAGGAGCCUGGAGGGGCGCCUGGACGGAUACUGCGAUGGGAACGAGACGGCGAAUGUUGCGGCGCGUUCGCCUGAGCGUGCCGCCAUCGCCGCCGCCGCCACCACCUCUGCUGCUGCUGCAUCGCAGGAGGCGGUAGACUUGAGCCCCGUGAUCAUCGCUAAGAGGGGCCAGAGUCCACGGAGUCCGCGGAGGCUCCCGGCUGACCGGCACAGCCCGCUCGUGCUCGCUCGCAAGUCUUGCACCAGCGGCCGGAAAGAGCGCAGAUUGGGUGCGCUGGACUCCUCGGAGGAGGAGGGAGAGGUGGACAGUGAAGUGGACUUCCCACGCAGGCAGAGGCCGGCGCGCUGCGUAAGCAGCUGCCAGUCGUACUCCACCAUCAGCUCCGAGAACCCCUCGGCGUCGGACGGCGAGGAGGGCAACACGAGCGACCGCUCGCCGGGCGCCACCACGGACUCGCGCACCGGCCCCACGCCGGCCCACCACAACCACCGCCGCCGCGGCGGCGCCGGCCUGGGCUCGGGCUCGGGGUCCGGGUCCGGGUCAGGGUCGUCCCGGAAGGGCCGCGUCUCCCCUGAGCCGCCGCCGGGUCGCCGCACCCCCGACCUCUCCUUGGACGCCCUCUCGACCGCAUCGGACGGCCUCUCGGAGAAGGAGCGCGUCGUGCGGCGUGUCAAGACGCAGAUCUCGCUCGGGCAGACGGCCGCCGCCUCGCAGGACCACUUUGCGGAGAAUACGAUGCAGUUUGAAUUCUCCGACGGAGAGGGAUGCCCCGAAUCUGCCACCGCGAAGGGGUCCGGGUCUUCUGCAACUUGGUGAAGCCUCCCCUGAGCCGGGCAGCCUACGAGACCAUCGAUUACUGCUGCCUGUGGCUGCACGGACCGACUGCUGUCAUUAAUAACAUUCACGAAUGCACCUGGAUAACAACGGGAGAUUGUUAUCCAUGCAAGUCACCGAGGAACGGCAAGGAACGGCAAGCAGAUGGAGACGUUUUCGGUUUAUCACGGGCACGUGUCCGAUGGGGAUGCCAUCGUAUAGAGUAUGGCUGACCACGCCGCGCCGCUUAAAUGCCGUGCCGCUUCAAACCCCACGAUGCUCUCGGCAUUGGCCAAGCUGGUACACGUCUCGCACUGCAUUUCACAUCAUGACGGUUGCCAAGCGUCAGUCAUGCCCCCCCCCCCCUCCGCUAUAUAAUGUGUCACGCUCGCUAUGUAUAGCCAAAACGAUGGGCAUUUUGUCGUGAAGGGGUUUUUUCAGGGAUCGUAUACAAAACACACACAUGCAGGGCAUUGAUGGGAAGGGUGAAACACAUUGCGUGUUGUCCCCGAAUUGCGUUUAUUGGAAAACGGAGCUGAUUGUUUUGCCAGAGUUAUAAAAGUGAUGCUCGAUUGUAAUCUGUUAAGGGGAAAGCAGAUGAAUGUAUCGUAGGUUUGCUCCCUCCGCCGGAUGAAUCAGUCACGUAUAUGCCCUCAUCGUGCGAAUGCGAUGCAGUAUUGAACCCUAGCUCUGCGUGUGGAAUGAGGUGGUCGACGCUGUUCUCGGGCGUUGAAGUGGAGGACAUAAGAACUAUUCGAUGAAAAGAGGAAAAUUUUGCGCAAGUCCACGUCCACUCCUCAUUGGGUACAGCUGUUUCGCUGGAAGCGCAGAGGCAGUGUUCAGUUUUCAUGCAUGAGCCUUUGGCAGGAACACUUCGUGGAAUCUCCCUGGUAAUUUUUUUUUCUCUAAAGCUUGAACCUUGGAAGCUUUUCUGAACAAUACCACAAGGUGAACCCAAUAUAACAUUAUAUCGUCUUCACUAACCUGCUGCCAUGCCUCCCUGAAAGCAACCCCAUCUAUUCUCCCCUAGCCCAUCCUGCUGCUACUGCUACUCCCUGCUCCUGACCCCCAGCUAAGAUCAGGCCUACUCCAACCCCUAUCACGACCCCUAUCACUACCCCUAACCCUAUCACUACCCCAACCCCUAUCACUACAGCAACCCCUAUCACUACCCUAACCCAUAUCACAACCCCAGCCCAUAUCACUAUCCCAACCCCUAUCACUACCCCUUUCACUAUCACUACCCCAACCCCACUCACUACCUCAACCCCUAUCACUACCCCUACUGCUACUCCCUGCCCGCACCACCCAGCUACGACCAGGCUUACCCCAACUCUUCCUUAACCACUCCCACAUUUUCUCAUAACUCUCACCAUAACUAUACCGCCACUUUUAGUAAUAACCCCACUCUUUAUCCCAAGCACUAUCAUCUUAUGUACAAUUUUAUAGUUGUCGUACAGCCCCUUGGAAUAAGAUGCUGCUAUAUAAAUAUAUAUAAGAUAGAUAGUUGGGAUGUUGCCACAGUGGUGUAACGGUCAGCACACUGGACUUGUGAUCCCAGAGGUCACCGGUUCAAUCUCCCGGUGUGGCAGUUGAAACAAUGGGGCAAGUUUCUUAAAUCACCCUCCAUGGCCUUGGUCCACCCUGCAGUGCAAACGGAUGCGUUUAUUGACAGGUUUGCGUGUGGUGGGGUAAAGUCUGGGGACUCCCACCUCUUCCAAGACGUCUGGCCCGCGCAUAAGCGUAGGCCAAAACACCAUCUCCAGAAGGGCUCUCCAGAGCCUUCCGCCAGCGGUAGCGUUGAGCAAGACAUGGCAGAACUGUGCUUUUACCUGCGUGUAUUGUUACUACUCCGUUGACUCUACAAGAGUUAAAAGAUUGGUUGAGGAAUUUGAUAUUCACCCAACCCUCCGUGCAAAGGGGAGGGGGGGGGGGUCCUGUCGGUCAAAUCUGGGGCCAUGUGGUUGCAGGAUUGCUGCUGGGUGAAACCUGUCCACAGUUAAAGAUCCUGAAAUUCCAAUCUUCUACUCAUCGUUGUAAAUAGCUAUCAAACAUUGGUUCUCGUCAAAUGCUUUGUUUCACCCGUCAUCAGAGGUGGUGCUGCUUUCCUGUAAAAGCUAACCCAAAUCCUGUGAAAAUGCAUUGGGGAAAAAAGGUGUAUAAAUAUAACGUUAAAUACGGAGCCAAAAUAUGCUUCUUCGUUGGGUGUUCAAAUGCAGUCUAAACUCGUGUCACAUGUCCAUUACAUUUAAAUGCCAAUGUUUACAACUUUGCAUUUCUACAUUCAUCCCACUGAACCCAUCCUCUGCACUCACAUGAUCACGUUGAGGUGAGCCAGUGGAGGCCUUGUAUAUACAGCCUCGUGUCAGUGCUCGUGCCGCUGCUUCGUUGUCGGUGUUGUCAAGACUUGGCAGCUCCCUUUGUCGGCAACAUUUGUAACGGAAACAAUCAAUGGCAGAAGCAUCCAUAUGCAAGAUGCAAAGUAACACAAAUCCACGACAAUAUGCGUAGAAAUAUCUCGUCUGGCUACAUUUCUUUCACCCCGAUCAUCAAAAACAUUCACCAACCUAGAAUAGUGGUCGGAUGACUCAAAUUAUGAUAUUGACCCCUUAGAAUAUAAUUAAUAAGCUAAAGAAGAGUCUGGUCUAACUGCUCUACCAGUCUAAGCAAGCCAAAACAUAAUAAUCCAGAGUGCAAGUGCAGUUUGUGUGCACCAGUAGUGUGAACAUAAACGUUUAGAUAAAUCCACACCAAAACACACAGAUGAUGUCCGGCGGAUAUUUACGUAAAAUUAGUUGUCACCCGGCUGUCGGGCAUGAACAACGAGAAGCUUAGCGCCAGAUAUGCUGAAGGGCGACAAGAGCGGUGCUUCCCAACCUGAGGAAGCACUUUCCACCCUGGGCUGCGCAGCAUCAGCAAGCAGCAGCACUGUGUGGGUGGCAUUGCGUUAAACCUUUUCACUGGCGCGUGGGCUGGCACAAAUGCACUGCUGUCGAGUUGUCCAACAAAGCUAACUUGCCUUUAGAAUGCAUUCCACGUGUGAGCAUAGCCAAUGAACAUAGCCAAACAAAAUGUAAACGUAUUUUGUUUGUUUGUACAUUUAAUUAGCGUACGUAAAUUUCAGUUUAUAAACGUUCAUUUUUGUUGUUGUUGUUGCUGUUGUUGUUUACAAUCGUUCAUACAUCAUCUUCUCCGAGACUGAAUUGGACACAAACAUUGCUAUUUUGUGCGAGUAUAAAGUUAUGCAUUGUGUACUGUUUCAUGUUUUUGUUAUAUUUAUGAAUCAAAUAAUCCUGGGGUGAUUUAAAUUUGCGAUGCUAUAGUCGGACAACUUGACGACGUUUCUUGAUGGGCUUCUCUUACACACCAUUCGCUUUUGUGCCCAGUGGCCACAAACUAAAGUAGCGUUUGUCUACACAAGAUGUUGCAUUACAGUGGCCAGAUAAACAAACACAAACAUCCAGGGCUCCGUUGCCCAUGGAUUUGUCUGGACGACUUUGUUGUGAGUUGUCUCCAAGUUCACACCACGUUUCACACGUAUUAGUUGGGAGAGGACGGGGUGACGGUUGUAAACUUUGGAUGUUAAAUUCACGAAUGCAUCUCGUUCUGGUAAGUGUGGGUUUCACUUAAAACACCCAUUGUAUGUGCCGUACCACAUCAAAACCAUACGGGCUGCCGGUGAAGUGCAUUGUUGUGUGUAUGGCUUAGCAAUUUAUAUUCGCGUCACUGUAAAACUCUUUCCUUUUUGAUUUAUGCACGCGGAACUGCAGGAGUUGCUAAACAUCAGCAAUGCAAAUUAAAGCUGGUGCAGGAAUUGUGAUGGAAGAUUUUUCAUUUGGAGGUUUGUUUUUAUAUAUAUGCAGUAUUUUAUUUAGUAGCUGGCCUACAUGUUGGAUGAUAUAUUUGACACUUCAACCUAGUACCUCUUUAGAACAGAUUAUGUGCGUAGCUUUAAGAUUUUUAUUGAAUUUUUUCACUCCAAAUAAUUUAUUUUAAUUAUUUACAGGUCCAAAAGGGUCUUCCAAAUUAAUUGUAAGCAUUUCUUCGGAAAGGCCGAAAGUUACAUUUCUUUAUUUUUUUUGUUUUAUUCGCAAUAUAGACAUGAUAGUUGUACAUAUCUGAGCACACACGACUGUGAAUAUGUGUUAAAUAUUUGUGAACAGUAUGUCAGAUGGCCCAAAGAAAGAGUUGGAAAUAUUUUGCAUGACAGAAUAAAACUAUGGUUCAGAA
Molecule: messenger RNA, 8007 nt
Organism: Lethenteron reissneri (Far Eastern brook lamprey)
Lineage: Eukaryota; Metazoa; Chordata; Hyperoartia; Petromyzontiformes; Petromyzontidae
Product: mitogen-activated protein kinase kinase kinase 13-like
Biological process (GO): protein phosphorylation
Cellular component (GO): cytoplasm
Molecular function (GO): ATP binding; protein serine/threonine kinase activity
Source: RefSeq, a predicted model, not a curated record